Molecule: messenger RNA, 2060 nt
Organism: Andrographis paniculata
Lineage: Eukaryota; Viridiplantae; Streptophyta; Magnoliopsida; Lamiales; Acanthaceae
Exons: 2
Coding region: 641-1750 (369 amino acids)
Biological process (GO): transmembrane transport
Source: RefSeq, a predicted model, not a curated record
AGCUGGUCCGUACUUCUUGACCUUCCUAUUAUUUGUCGGUAUAUAUAUAUAUAUGUAUAUAUGAGAUGCAUAUGUGUCUAUACAAAACCUCCUUCCAUUCCAUAUCGAGAAGAGGAGGUUUUUCCGGCGAGAUCCGAAAUUACGGGCAGCUUUCCGCAUCGCCAACGGAUAGCGAUUGGUAAGGGAUUACGAGGAAUGCUAAAUUUCGUUGCCUGUUGUUUGCUGCGUAUCUGGAUCAUGGUUCUGCAAGCAUAUGAUAUACGUACUACGAUUGACUGGGGAAUAGAUCAAUAAAUGCAAUUCGUUGGUUUAUUGUUGUAAUACGUACCAAAUAAAUGUAUUGAAGGUCAAUAAUUGUGGUUAUGUUUUCGUUUUUGUUAUUCCUUUUCCCCUGGGAGCAAUCUGCCACUUGUUAUUCCUUUUCCGUUUUCCGAUAGAGUGAGGUUUUAUUAUAUGCAGUUUCAGAUUUGUAUAGAUUGUAGGUGAGUGGAAGAAUCAGGUUUCUUCGUAAUGGAAUACGAGGAAAUGAUUGGGUAACAGAUGUUAUGUGUUCAUCAUGGUGGAAUUAGUGUACAAAUGUGAGUAGGUUAGGGCUUUGGAUCAAUAUUCCUAAUAUAAAGUUGUGGAAGAAGAGGAAAAAAUGGAUUUAAGAACUGCCGAGGAAGAAUCUACAGCAGAAGAAGCUCAUUUGCCUGCAGAUAUAGAGUGGAAAAUGCUUGACAAGUCAAAGUUUUUCUUCCUUGGAGCAGCUUUGUUUUCUGGCGUUUCAGCCGUGCUAUACCCUGCUGUUGUGUUAAAAACUCGGCAGCAGGUUGCACAAUCCCACGUUUCGGGCAUGAGAACCGCAAUUUUGAUCAUUAGACACGAAGGAAUUCGUGGAUUGUAUAGAGGAUUUGGAACCUCAGUGACAGGCACUAUCCCAGCCAGAGCUUUGUAUAUGACUGCACUUGAGGUUACCAAGUCUAAUGUGGGAUACGCCGCCACAAGGGUGGGGUUUCACGAGCCUACUGCGACGGCUGUGGCCAAUGCUGUGGCUGGAUUGAGUGCUGCCAUGGCAGCACAAGUGGUUUGGACACCGGUGGAUGUAAUCAGCCAGAGGCUAAUGGCACAAGGAAGUGGCUGCGAGGCGGCGGGCAGUGGUGGAAUCAAGAAUGCUCUGAAUGCAUUGCCAUGUAAAUAUAAAGACGGCAUUGAUGCAUUCAGGAAGAUUCUGAACACAGAUGGGAUAAGGGGGUUGUAUAGAGGAUUUGGGAUAUCUAUCCUCACCUAUGCACCAUCUAAUGCCAUUUGGUGGGCAUCUUAUUCUGUGAUGCAGAGGGUGGCUUGGGGUGGGGUGGGGCAUUUCCUUAACAAAAAAGAAGAGGAAAGACAUGAAAGUGGAGUCACUAACAUUAGUGGUAUGACUAUGAAUGAUAGGCUGAGGCCAGAUACCAAAACUUUGAUGGCAGUUCAAGGGCUGAGUGCAGCCAUGGCUGGAGGGUUUACAGCUUUGGUGACAAUGCCUUUGGACACAAUCAAGACUAGGUUGCAGGUCUUGGACAGCGACGAAAAUGGCAGGAAAGGGCCAACUCUGGUGCAGACAGUGAGGAAUUUAGUGAGGGAGGGUGGGUGGAUAGCUUGUUACAGAGGAUGGGGUCCUAGAUGGGCAUCCAUGUCCAUGUCUGCAACCACAAUGAUCACAACAUAUGAGUUCUUGAAACGCAUGUCUGCAAAGGACAUCAUGAUUGUACAAAAUCCAGCAAAUGAAUAAGUAAAUCUUUGUAGAUUAAUUGGGAGACAUUCCGCUUGGAGCCUAUGAUUCGGAUUCCAUUUCAAAUGGGUGCAUGUGUUUAUUAGGGUAAUAUAAAGAAAGAAAGAAAGAAACUAAAUGUAAUAUGCUACAUAAAUCUACAAGUUUUUAUUUGAGUAUGAACCAACUCAUAUAAACUAAAUGAUAUAUGCAUUAAGAGAAAUAAUUCCCAAAUGAAACAACAAAUUGCAUUGAGGAGAAUCAACAAAUUUAAUUUAAUAAGGUUAUGAGUUGUUUAAUUUAUCUUUUUAUGUCUAAAGAGCGUGUCAAA